AUGGACCCAGGACGUUGUGCCUGGAUGGGGGCCAUCUUGGCGGCCACGGCGGCGACGAGAGCUGGACGACUGGACGACUGGACGACUGCACCACUGGACGACUGCACCACUGGACGACUGCACCACUGCUGUCCGCGCCGGUACAAAGGUACCACGAGCGAACGUGGCCAGCGACGUCUGAAGAAGGCCGGCGAUGGCGAGAGGGUGGCUAGCGGCGGUCAGUACCGAGUCACAGCGCGCAGCCGCGCCAGGUCGAACAGUAAUGAGGGUAUUUGCUUCUGCUAUCUAUGUAGCCGCUGUGUCAACACCAUGUGGCGAGCAGCGCUUCCGCGUGCGACUCCCGGGAGCAACCACGCUGCCGGCAGGGAAUCGACACGCUGCGACGCGCCAGCCUUGACGCGCGGGCGGGCAAGCCGUAAGCUGAGCCGGCAGGGCAUGCUUGACACCCGUCCCGUUGCACCACGCGAGCCUGUCAUCGCACCAAGACUGCCAUCACCACCAUGGAUUAGACUCGUCCAUGCUCCUUCAGCCCUAGCAGGCCCUCACAGAACUCAAAGCCAGCCUCCUGUCGCGUCCUCGACGAAUCACCGCCACCCAAAGCCAACUCUUGCCUCUAUUGGCCACCGCUCCCCAGCCUUUGUCCAACGCGCAAGCAAGAGAAGUGCGCCGACAGAGGCACCGCAGAAGCAGAGAAUCGUCGCCGAGAAGAGAACAGAUCGCCCAAACCCAACCACAGCCACCUAACCAUGCAAACAAAAGGGGAAUUAUGCCAACGCCAGAGAGCAGAAAACGCAUACCGUAGAUUUGUCACUCGUGUCAAUGCGAGGGUGCAACUGACCCACGUGGACGGCACUGAGCUUGGAAACAUAGACCCGUCCGUUCGGUCCUCGUCGCCCGCAUCAACUUAGAGACCCAGCCAGCCAUCGGAGGAGCUCGGUCCCAGGGGCCUUCUUGCUUCGGGCAUCAAGACACCUUGACCUCCCCCCAAUAGUCGCACUGGUGGCGCAGCAGCGUAGAAUCGGGUGUCAAUCCCUGUCUACAUCGCGUCCUCGGAGCCGAGAAUGCCAUCCCGAGACAU
Molecule: messenger RNA, 1078 nt
Organism: Mytilinidion resinicola
Lineage: Eukaryota; Fungi; Ascomycota; Dothideomycetes; Mytilinidiales; Mytilinidiaceae
Exons: 1
Coding region: 1-744 (247 amino acids)
Source: RefSeq, a predicted model, not a curated record